Messenger RNA from Strongylocentrotus purpuratus (purple sea urchin), 300 nucleotides. RefSeq names its product small nuclear ribonucleoprotein polypeptide E-like. Gene Ontology annotation, molecular function: RNA binding. Gene Ontology annotation, biological process: spliceosomal snRNP assembly; mRNA splicing, via spliceosome. The coding region runs from base 1 to 300 and encodes 99 amino acids. The record is from RefSeq and is marked validated. Gene Ontology annotation, cellular component: U5 snRNP; U2 snRNP; precatalytic spliceosome. Lineage: Eukaryota; Metazoa; Echinodermata; Echinoidea; Camarodonta; Strongylocentrotidae. The transcript has 5 exons.
AUGGCGUAUAAAGGGCAGAAGGUGCAGAAAGUGAUGGUUCAACCAAUCAACUUGAUUUUCAGAUAUCUUCAGAAUAGGUCAAGAGUUCAGAUCUGGCUGUACGACCAAUCAAAUCUCAGGAUUGAAGGACAUAUCAUUGGAUUUGACGAGUACAUGAAUGUAGUACUAGAUGAUGCUGAGGAGUACCACAAGAAAAAUAAGACGAGGAAACCAUUAGGACGGAUAUUGCUGAAAGGAGACAACAUCACGCUGAUUCAGAACGUCCAAGAAGCCGCCGGGGCUGCAGAGCCGGCUCAUUAG